CUGGGAGCGCGCCGCGGCCGGAGAUAGCGCCCGGACACCGGAAAAGGCGAUUCCCUGAGCGCUCCGGAGUUGGAGACAAUUGGGGGUUCAGGCUUAAAUAUCUUUCGAGGUCUGCGCGGGGCAGCCAUUGGCGGCGGAGCGUCACGUGACCGCGGGGGCGUGCCAAUGUGCGCCCUCACGGGUGUCCAGCCCCUGUCAGAGUGUGUGAUCAAGAUCGUGAAACAACGCGAUGCAAAAAGCGACCUACUACGACAGCUCCGCGAUCUACGGUGGCUACCCCUAUCAGGCAGCCAACGGGUUCGCUUACAAUGCCAGCCAGCAGCCAUACUCGGCGUCCGCAGCUCUGGGCGCGGAGGGCGAGUACCACCGACCCGCCUGUUCACUCCAAUCACCCGCCAGCGCUGGGGGCCACCCUAAGGCGCACGAGCUGAGUGAGGCCUGUCUGCACACCCUGAGCGGGCCGCCCAGCCAGCCCCCAGGCCUGGGCGAGUCACCCCUGGCCCCGCCACCGCCCCAGGCUGCGCCCCCUGCCCCUCAGCAGCCUCAGCCACCUCAGCAGCCCCCUGCGCCAGCUCCUGCCGCGCCCCCAGCCCCAUCUUCAGUCUCCCCACCUCAGAAUGCCAGCAGCAAUCCCACCCCUGCCAGUGCGGCCAAGAGCCCCCUACUCAACUCGCCCACCGUGGCCAAACAGAUCUUCCCCUGGAUGAAGGAGUCUCGGCAGAACACAAAGCAGAAAACCAGCGGCUCCAGCUCAGGGGAGAGCUGCGCAGGCGACAAGAGUCCGCCUGGGCAGGCGUCCUCCAAGCGGGCCCGCACGGCCUACACCAGCGCGCAGCUGGUGGAGCUGGAGAAGGAAUUCCACUUCAACCGCUACCUGUGCCGGCCACGCCGCGUGGAGAUGGCCAACCUGCUGAAUCUCACGGAGCGCCAGAUCAAGAUCUGGUUCCAGAAUCGCCGCAUGAAGUACAAGAAGGAUCAGAAGGGCAAGGGCAUGCUGACGUCAUCAGGGGGCCAGUCCCCAAGUCGCAGCCCCGUGCCUCCGGGCGCUGGCGGUUAUCUGAACUCGAUGCAUUCGCUGGUCAACAGUGUCCCCUACGAGCCCCAGUCGCCCCCGCCUUUCUCCAAGCCCCCCCAAGGCACCUAUGGGCUGCCCCCUGCCUCCUACCCCGCCCCUCUGCCCAGCUGCGCGCCCCCGCCGCCCCCACAGAAGCGCUACGCAGCUGCAGGGGCAGGCGCGGGGGGCACACCCGACUACGACCCGCACGGGCACGGCCUGCAGGGCAACAGCAGCUAUGGGACCCCACACUUACAGGGAAGCCCCGUCUUCGUGGGGGGCAGCUAUGUGGAGCCCAUGAGCAACUCUGGGCCCGCCCUCUUCGGCCUAACUCACCUCCCCCACGCUGCCUCGGCUGCCAUGGACUACGGGGGUGCCGGGCCGCUGGGCAGCGGCCACCAUCACGGGCCUGGGCCAGGGGAGCCGCACCCCACCUACACGGACCUUACCGCCCACCAUCCUUCUCAGGGAAGAAUUCAGGAAGCCCCCAAGCUCACCCACCUGUGAUGGUGGACUCGGGGCUGC
Eptesicus fuscus (big brown bat) is the source of this 1579-nucleotide messenger RNA. It is a transcript of the gene HOXA3, whose product is annotated as homeobox A3. Bases 230 to 1561 code for a protein of 443 amino acids. Gene Ontology annotation, biological process: regulation of transcription by RNA polymerase II. Gene Ontology annotation, molecular function: DNA-binding transcription factor activity, RNA polymerase II-specific; RNA polymerase II cis-regulatory region sequence-specific DNA binding. Gene Ontology annotation, cellular component: nucleus. The record is from RefSeq and is a predicted model, not a curated record. The transcript is spliced from 4 exons. Lineage: Eukaryota; Metazoa; Chordata; Mammalia; Chiroptera; Vespertilionidae.